AAAAUCAAGGAUAAUGGUACCUCCAUUUAACUCAUCCAGAUCCAUUGGAUUGAUGGAGAUGAAAGGGAACCAGCUAAUUUAAAAUGGAAAUGAGUCUGGACGUAAAAGUAUCGAAAUGAUUCUGGACAUAAAAGUAACUACCUCGACUCACACUUUGCACUAAUUUGUUCUUCAUCAUCUUGCGUCAUUUUGAAUGAAUUUUCUCAGCACAACACCAUCGGAAUCGGAGAAGAUUAGCGGCGCCGGCGCCGGCGAUCUUGGCGUAGGAUGCCUUACGGCAGCAGCAGCUUUAGAUUGAGGUUGAGAGCUUUACAGACAUGGAUUCUAGACUAUGACAACCUCCAGUGGCUCGCGCUUAGGUUGAUUUACUCUCAAAUAGGCUGCGCGUUGAUUGGAUCGCUCGGCCCAAUUUACAACGGUGUUUUGCUCGUCGAUUUGGGGAUUUCGCUGUUUGCGCUCGUCGCCAUCGAGAGCAGCAAUCAGAGCCUCGCCAGGACAUACGCCUUUCUUCUCUUCUGUUCCAUUUGCCUCGACCUUUCCUGGUUCUUCAUUUUCUCCAAUCAUAUUUGGACUAUUCCAUCUGAAUUUUAUGGUGCCUUUGGUAGCUUUUUGGUCAAGCUGACCUUGUUCAUGCAAAUCAUUGGAUUUUCAGUGAGGCUAUCGUCAUCACUACUGUGGAUUCAGAUGUACAGACUGGGUUCUUCGUACAUUGAUAAUUCUGGUGCUGGAGAUGCAGAAGCAGAUUUGAGAAAUAGUUUUAUCAACCCUGCUACUCCUAUUGUUCGAGCUCCUUCUGGUUGUGAUGAUGCUAUUGGAAGAUCAAUAUAUGAUCAUGCAUAUUACUCGUCCCUAUUUGAUCCUGGCAAGAAUGGCACUUGUUCUUCUGCGGUAUGCUUCCGCUGCACUAUCUUAAUUAGUGGCAUACUCAGCAAUUAUGCUCCAAGACUUCCAAUGCCUUGCCUUUGUCGUGUGACUAGUUUGUAUGCCUGUAUGGUGGAUAGGGUUAGUCCAAAUCAUCUAUUUUCAGUAAUAGAAUCAGUCCCUACUGCUGAAAUUUCACCAAUGGGCGGAUCUCUUCCUGUUAAAGAUGAUGAGAAUGCUAUGAGAAAGCUCCAGGCAAUUUGAAAUGGUGAUGAUGGAUUUUUUUUGGUGUGGGUUCCCAUUCCUCAUAAUUUUUUAUUCGGUGGACUAAUUAUGUUAUCUCAAGUGAAUGAAUAUAUAGGUAGCAAGAAUUUGUACAGAUAUUCCGUACACGAUUCCUUUUUCCAGUAAAAUAUGGAGAGAAGAAUCAUCUUUUUGUAAAGUUGAAAGCAUAGCAAGACUUUAACAUAUGAUCCUUAUUGUUGGGUUCUCGUUGCUCACUCGUUUAGUGGCGACAAUGGUGACAAUGGUGAAAGUUUGAUUAAGUGGGAUUUUGAGUUUGUAUGAAAAUAAUAUUUUAAAGUAUAAUGAUAAAAAUUGAUUUGAUCUAAAAGUUUUAAGAUGUGUGAUUGGAAGAUGACUGGAAGAGACAGAGUGAUUUGAAGUGAUGUGAGUGAAUGAACAGUGAAUUAAAGUUGAUGUGAUGUGUGAAGAUGAUUGAUUUGUAUUAUUUAAUU
Molecule: messenger RNA, 1598 nt
Organism: Striga asiatica
Lineage: Eukaryota; Viridiplantae; Streptophyta; Magnoliopsida; Lamiales; Orobanchaceae
Source: the annotation of a GenBank genome assembly